CUUUGUCUUAUCUUCAUCCACCAUCGCACGGUACCUCGAGGAAAAACUUCGGAUGAACGACGCAUCCUCUAAUGAACAAUUUAAGCCUUGCGUUGACCUAUAUCUGAGGCCCGACAUCCAGGAACUACUUCGGUCUAACGAGGAGCCUUCGCCGUCUGUUCUAGAUGAAAUCUCAUCACGACUUCAGGUCAUCCACCGAGGCGAACUACUGGAAGAGCUCGAACAAGAGGCGCAUGCGUAUGAAUCUAUCCUUCACCCCAUCCGAAAAGUCCCUACCGAAGUCCUAUUCAACAUUCUCGGAAUGGUAGCUAUGCCUCAGCUCGGAAAGUCGCUCCCAGAGACGUAUUUACCUCGCGCCAUGAUCAACACACUCGAGCCCAUGAGGACGCUGUUGGCAAUAACCCAAGUCUGCUCUCGCUGGCGGGAAAUCAUGUUGUCAUCGCCUCAAUUCUGGUCAUAUAUAUCUUUGAUAACUACAAACACAAUUGACUGGGAAGAUUUGGAGUCAGUAGUAUACGACCUUCUGGACCAACAACUUGAAAGAUCCCAGAAUCAUCCUCUUACCGUCGCAAUCGAGUUCCGCAAGUCAGAAGGAUUUCUUGACCCACAUAUUGCUACGCCAAUGAGUCCGCUCAACAAACUCAUGGGCCAUUCGGGGCGUUGGGAACGUUUAUUCGUGAAAAACACUCGCCUUUUCGAAUUCAUCCCUAUCAAAUCCACCCUAUUGUCGCUCCGUGUUUUGCACAUUUCCAUUCUGAGUCAUCGGAGCAUGAGCCUCUUUGCUCCGUCGAGUCCAUGGUGGCAAAAAUGUGUUGAUGUCUUCAAAGUUGCACCGGUGUUGGAGGAAAUUUGGUUAAAGUGUCCUCCGAACUUGGUUCUCGACCUUCCAUGGAACCAGAUUCUACGCUUUCGGUUGAAACCCACGCAUAAUUCUGGGAACACUCUAUCUUUUCUCAAUAAAAUGCCGAAUCUCACAUCCUGUAUCCUGGAUGAUACUGCGCCUCACGCAAUGGAAACCUCACUACAGUUUGCACCACCGUCUUAUCGCGUCAAGUUGCACUCAUUGCAAUCGCUUACCUUCAAUAUCUUCAAUAAUGUGGAACCUGAUAUGCAACGCGGUAUUUAUCAGGUGUUAGGAUGGAUUUCUGCUCCAGCUCUUGAAAGCCUCGAUUUCAGUGGCGUUGAACUUGACCAAGACUUCCUACACGCUUUUGCAUGGUCCAUGCAAAAUUCGUGUUCCUCGAGUCGACUCAAAAAGUUCCGACUUGCAACUCGGCGCUCAUCCCCAGCAUUGCUCGUCAAUUUCCUCCAAAUUCUUCCUCCCACUGUCACACACCUAUCUUUGAAAUUCAACACUAAGUAUUACGAUGCUGGACACAGUGGGAACGUCAUGUUUCAGGCCCUGCGUAUUCGGUCCACGGAAAGCUCGUCAUAUGUCCUCCUUCCUCAUCUCGAGACUUUGUAUGUUCAUACGAAUGGAUACACAGCUGAUCUCCUAGACAUGCUCGAGUCCCGGCUGCAAUCGAAUCUGAACCCAACUGUGGCAGACCCCGCGAGUGAUACAAAUGUUCUUCCCUUGAAGCACUGCGCCAUCAAAGGCCGCGAUGUUGUAGGCGGAAAUCUCAUAUCCGAAACAAGAGCGAAUGCAUUUCGGGCUGGUGGAUUACACCUUGAGAUUGUGUUGCAUCCCCUCCCAUCAGAUUCCGAGACUGCGAUUAUUUCGGAGGCUCGUGUUUUUUGAGAGUUUCUUUUUCUUCUCACACUGGAUUCUUGCUUGUGUAGGCCCAAGUAAAGCUGUCGGACCUGGUUGGGCGACGGCUUCAACUUGGGCCCUCGUUACCUCACACCUGCAGGAAAAUCAGAACUCUCAAUGCCGGUGUCAGUUGGCCCCCGUGUCGCGACCAUCUCGGUGUUCAACUACCUCGAGCUCUAUUAGUAUCAAGCCCGCACUAUUCUAUGGCAUCAGUGCCCUGUUUUUCUGUCAUUUUGCGUCAAACGCUGUCAAACGUUGUCCCGGCCUCGUUUCAUCGAG
This is a messenger RNA of Lentinula edodes (shiitake mushroom), 2032 nucleotides long. RefSeq lists its product as uncharacterized. Lineage: Eukaryota; Fungi; Basidiomycota; Agaricomycetes; Agaricales; Omphalotaceae. Gene Ontology annotation, molecular function: protein binding. The record is from RefSeq and is a predicted model, not a curated record. The coding region runs from base 53 to 1741 and encodes 562 amino acids. The transcript is spliced from 3 exons.